CUUUAGCAACAAAAUGGCGGAGUUCCAGCGCCUGGGGGUCCGCAAGUUCCCUAAAAUCGCUACUCGUCAGACAAGCGAAACAAGAUAUUGGAAAAAACUUAGCUUUCCCAUUAUCGUCAAGGAGUACGGUACAGUUAGCCACGUGGAUUUCUGUAGAUCAAAGCCCCACGAUUUUAUCGCUACUUGCUCGUCACGUAUCCAAAUUUACAGUUCCAGCACAAACCAAGUCAACAAAUCAUUCUCAAAUUUUAAGGAAAAAGUUUACUGUGGUAGUUUUCGUAAUGAUGGGAAAUUGAUAGUUGCUGGAAGAGAGAAUGGCUCAGUGCAGCUAUUUGAUGUCAACAGUAGAGCUGUUUUGAGAGAAUUUAAGGGGCAUACUAGCUCAGUUCAGGUUACCAAGUUUAUGUUGGACAACUUGCAUGUGAUGUCUGGCUCUGAUGAUCGGUCUGUAGUCUGUUGGGAUAUAGCAACUGGGCAAAGUAUAACAACAUUUAAGGAACAUGAGGAUUAUGUACGCUGUGGUGUUUCUAGCCAGAGCAGUAAGGACCUCUUUGUUACAGGUGCCUAUGACCACUGGCUCAAGGUAUGGGAUGCACGCAGCCAGGGUAGUGUUUUAUCUAUGGAUCAUGGCUCUCCAGUGGAAAGUGUACAGAUCUUUCCAACAGGUGGAAUAUGUGUGUCAGCUGGUUCUAACAUCAUCAAAGUUUGGGAUAUAUUAGGAGGUGGAAGACUCCUAGCAGGAUUCUCAAACCACCAGAAAACCAUUACAUCUAUUUGCUUUGAUGGAGAUUAUAGACGUCUGUUGUCUGCAUCGCUAGACAGGCAUGUUAAAAUUUACGAUAUUCAAGAUUAUACAGUUGUUCACAGCAUGGAUUAUCCAUCACCUAUCCUUAGCCUUGCUGUUUCACCUGGCAAUACACAUGUCGUGACUGGUAUGGCAAAUGGGUACCUGUCCAUAAAAUAUCGAAUAAAACAAGAAGUGCAAGAUGAAGUCCAAACAGCCAAGAAGCUAACAGCUGGAACGUAUCGUUACUUCGUACGUGGCAAAAAAUUCCAGCCUGAUAAGGGAGAUUUUGUUGUGUCAGCACAAAGGAAACACAAGUUGAAGGAACAUGACCAAUUGUUAAAAACGUUUCAGUACUCAAAGGCUCUUGAUUCCGUUCUGAGGAAGCCUUCCUAUUGUCGCACUCCACUUCUUGUCAGUCUUCUCCAAGAGUUAAUACGGCGAAAGGGUCUGAAGAGAGCACUGGCGGGGAGGGAUGAGGAUGGCUUGGUUCCUAUUCUAGAGUUCAUCACAAGAUAUGUUAGUAAUCCGCGGUAUACAGUUCUUCUUAUCGAUGUCACAAAUGCAGUUCUUGAUAUCUACGGACCUGUGUUUGGUCAGUCGGCAAAAGUGGAUCAACUAUUCUCCAGGUUAAAAGACAAGAUUGGCAGUGAAAUUCAUUUCCAGCAGAAAUCUUUCGAGUUGCUUGGAAGUUUAGAUAUUUUGUUUGCAGCAGCCAUUUCUACUUCAUCAUUUACAACCGAUCUAGACGAAGGAGAGUAACCAUCAUAUGCCUACCAGUACCUAAAUGAAUGAGGAGACCUGCAGGCGAAUACCCAAAAACACGUAAAUGUUAAGAGAGCUUAUAGGAACACACGCCUUAUGUAAAUUAUUGUACAGAAACUAUUUUAUUAAAAUUGUCAGUGAAAAAAAAAAAAGAAAGGAAAAACGCACCUAAAACAAAACAAAAAAAAUUAUAAUAAAAGAAACCAUUCUCUUGACGAAUAUGUUGAAUUACGUUAGAAUAUUUAACAGACUGACUGACUGAGAUAACGGUAACUUCACAAUCAUUUCAGUUCGAUCUGUUGCUCUUACAAAAUGUAAUUCUUUCCAAAUGUUCACUUUGAUAGCAAAGUAAAACGAACUGUAAAAAUUUGAAAUUAAUUUAACUUAAACUUCUGUUCCCUCGCUCACCCUCCCCGCUUUCCUGGCUCUAACCUAUCUAAUCGCAUCGUUUUAGCUUUUAUUGUGUAUGUAGAGCCCCCCUGAAAUCCGCCUUGGCGAGUUGGGUUCCCUUAGAUAUUAUUACGGUUUUCUUUAUUAUUACUGAUAUAUGUAGGAAGCCACAAAAUCAAAUCGUACAUCGGAAUUGAUUGAUGUACUGUAGAAAAAAGUACGAGUUGUCAAUUUUAAAAACUUCAGGAUUCAGUUUCGAAUCGUUCAAAGUGUCUUGUAAUUCAUCCACUAAAAUGGACUGCACACUUGUUUCCUCUUUCCGCUGUCCCCUAAAAUUGACUAGUUCGAGGGUUAAGGCUCACACCUACCAUAGAUAACAGGGGCAGCUUACAAUUUUUAGUUCUCUUGAUUGCGUGAACUUUUAAGCAAGUAUUUAUUUGAGGAGAAAUCGCGCUGGAAUUUUUCAAAUUGUCAGCGAUGUUUAUUUUAUAGUACUUGCUAGGGCAGAAACCAAAGCGUGGCUUUCUGCCCACUUUCAGCCAAACUACAAGAAAGACAUGAACGGCAAGGUUUAUACAUUCAACUUUGAAUUAAUAAAGA
This is a messenger RNA of Pocillopora verrucosa, 2539 nucleotides long. Its product is annotated as U3 small nucleolar RNA-associated protein 15 homolog. Lineage: Eukaryota; Metazoa; Cnidaria; Anthozoa; Scleractinia; Pocilloporidae. Gene Ontology annotation, cellular component: nucleolus. Gene Ontology annotation, molecular function: protein binding. Gene Ontology annotation, biological process: positive regulation of transcription by RNA polymerase I; rRNA processing. The record is from RefSeq and is a predicted model, not a curated record.